AUGCCUCCCCAACUCUCUCUCCGCGUCUCCCUGCGCACCGUCCGGGCGGCGCGCUUCUACUCGACCGCCACAGCUGCCGAUUCGGCGGCGCCGCUCAUAACCGUCACACACCUGCCGGCGCCCGGCUCUGGCCACAUUCGCGUGCUCGAGCUCAACCGUCCCUCGGCGCGCAACGCCAUCUCCAAGGCGCUGCUCGCCCAGCUGCGUGCCGAGAUCGAUGAUGUCCACGCCCAGCCUACUUCCUCGGCAUCGCCGACCGCCUCGUCGAGAUCCCCUUCCCCGAGGACAAGGACGUGCCGGGCCACAAGGAGGGCGAGAAGCCCCGCCGACGGCGCCAAGCAGACGCUCAUGCUCGAGACGGCGCGGCGCGGCGUCCUCAGCGAGGCCGUGCGCGUCGCGACGGAGAUCUGCGAGGGCGGGCCCGUCGCUGUGCGGGCGGCGCUGCAGGCUGUCGGCUGGGCGCGCGAGGAGGUCGAGAACAAGAUGUACGAGCGCGUCGUCGCGACGGACGACAGGAACGAAGCACUCAAGGCGUUCCAAGAGAAGAGGAAGCCCGUUUUCCAGGGGCGGCCAUUCGACGGUACCAAAUGGUCUCAAGAAGGACGAGCAUCAGGUCCGAGGUUGAUCAGUUCGUGCGGUUUCAUGCCCCAUGGACAGCUAAAUAUACCAGUGAGACAGCCAGAUGCCGAGCCAAACGUCCGAUGUCGAAUUGAAACCACCGCAAGGCCUAUCCCCCGGGACAUGACCAAAACAGGCCAUCGAGGGUGCCACAAGCCCAUUCCAUACCUUUCUUCGCGUCUUGUUGCAUUCGCCCCAGAGAAAGGAGAGACGGUUGUGCCAGCCACGAGAUCACAUGUCGUCAUUCCUGCAUCGAGGGCCCCAGCCCACACCAGUCAUCAUCACCGAUGCUCGAUCACCGAGCGGCUGGCCACCGCCCCGGCUGUUGUCCGGCCGGCGCGCGCCCCCAACGAGGUCUCGAACUCUGGCGAGAUGUCCGCCAUCCCUGAGUGGUCGGAGGAUCUGGCCCGUCGGCAGCCGCAAACGUCAUCAUUGGAGGUAGAGGAGGCCAGCGAAAGAGGAAUGGAGGGUGGCGUGCAGGUGAAUCACGGCUUCACGUGCCUUCCUGUACUGGGCCUGUACUACCAUCGCCGUCUGCUUCGCUGCUGA
Molecule: messenger RNA, 1167 nt
Organism: Verticillium alfalfae VaMs.102
Lineage: Eukaryota; Fungi; Ascomycota; Sordariomycetes; Glomerellales; Plectosphaerellaceae
Product: mitochondrial methylglutaconyl-CoA hydratase
Exons: 4
Coding region: 1-1167 (388 amino acids)
Biological process (GO): fatty acid beta-oxidation
Cellular component (GO): mitochondrion
Molecular function (GO): enoyl-CoA hydratase activity
Source: RefSeq, a predicted model, not a curated record